Sardina pilchardus (European sardine) is the source of this 5207-nucleotide messenger RNA. It is a transcript of the gene b3galt4, whose product is annotated as UDP-Gal:betaGlcNAc beta 1,3-galactosyltransferase, polypeptide 4. Gene Ontology annotation, cellular component: Golgi membrane. The transcript has 2 exons. Lineage: Eukaryota; Metazoa; Chordata; Actinopteri; Clupeiformes; Clupeidae. Gene Ontology annotation, molecular function: N-acetyl-beta-D-glucosaminide beta-(1,3)-galactosyltransferase activity. Bases 381 to 1496 code for a protein of 371 amino acids. The record is from RefSeq and is a predicted model, not a curated record.
UUGGUGGGCAUGUAGCCCCAGUAGACUUCUGCGGAAAGAAAUCGUUUCGUCCCUGGUGGUCACUCCACCCCCGCGCUGCCCCCGCCCGAAGCCCAAAAAUUGCAGUUUUUCCUACAUAACUACCUGAACCGUGGCACCGAGGAUGACAAAAUGUUUAUGGCAAGCCUUCGGUCACUGUGUGGAACUGUCUGCAUGAGAGGACAGUGUAAAUAGGACAGAUCCCCUGGCAUCUGCAGAGGGUACACUGCAGAGUGGACUACGCCACUACCGAUCAACAUGACAACAGACUGGAGUUGGAGUUGAACAGACACGUUGAGUGACAAGGAGAGGUUGGUAUUGUGGGUGCUGCUUGUCAAAUCUGUGUCACUGGUAGAGGAUCAAUGGUUGGUCGGGGAUUAUGGGGCUGCAAUCGUUUGGGCAAACGCAGUGGGAGGUUUGGAGUGGUGCCUACUGUCUGUGGUGGCAUCAUGGGCACCUUCCUCCUGGUACUACUUUUCAUCGACUCCAUUGAACUGUGGGCAACGUCACUGGGGAUGACGGGGCACGUUAAAGGACCUACUCAGGGUGGGCUUCUACCUCAGAGUAUGCCACCCACACGGCCAGAGGAGUACCUGCUGAUGCCUAGCCCCUUGGUAUGCCAGCGUGCCAAGCCUUAUCUCAUCACCAUGGUGACAACAGCCCCUGCCAAUCAGAGGGCACGACAGGCCAUCCGGGACACGUGGGGAGGGGAGGUGGAGAUCCGUGGUAAGCGGGUACUCACGCUCUUCAUGGUUGGCAUGCCUGCUGACCCCACCAUGGGCAAGCUGCUUGUGGUGGAAGCACGAGAGCAUGGCGACCUGGUGCAGGGUCGCUUCCAGGACUCCUACGCCAAUCUGACCCUGAAGACUCUGGCCAUGCUUGGUUGGGUGCGCCGGUUUUGCUCUCAAGCACGCUUUGUGGCCAAGGUGGAUGACGACGUGCUCUUCAACCCGGCGGCUCUUCUGCGCUACCUGGACCGCAGCCACCCCGUUCGGCAGACGUCGGACGGCCAGCCGGCAGACCUCUAUCUCGGCCGCGUCCACCUGCGCGUGGCGCCCAACCGGGAUCCGUCCAGUAAGCAUUUUACGCCCACCCAGGCCUACGCCGGCGCGGCGUUCCCGGACUACUGUAGCGGGACGGCCUACGUGCUCUCGCGCCCGGCCGUCCUCAAGCUCUCCCUGGCCGCCGCUGCCUCUCCCCUGCCACACCCUCUGCCCCCCGAGGAUGUGUUCAUUGGCCUGAGCGCCCAUGCAGUGGGCCUCGUGCCCACACACUGCCCGCUCUUCUCGGGGGGGCCAGCCGUGCCCUACGGCCGCUGCUGCUACCAGGCCAUGGUGUCAGUGCACCACGUCAUGCCGUCCGAGAUGGUCCGCUUCUGGGCAGACGUCCACACCUCCGCCCCCUGCUCGUGGUUGGGCACGCGGGCCUCACUCGGGGUCUGUAAGGUGCGAGCGCUGCUAGGGACCCUGAUAGGGUAGCAGGCUACUGUCUGGGUGCCUCUCAUUCGUCUUUUUAUAUAUCCUCCCUUCCUUCCUCGGUCCUCAUUCCCACUGAUCUAGAUAAAGAAUGAUGGGGCGACAACAAUGGGAUAGUCUAUCGAUUGCUAGUUAUAGAUCUGUGGGAACGAGCCUGGAGGACCGAGCAUCGAGGAGAGAGGUUGAGAAUGGGCCUCUGAGUUGAAGGAGAGCUGUCGUUGUGGUGCCCAAAGGGAAGACUGACUGAAAUGUGAAACAGUACUCACCAUUCAUAACAUGCAUCUGCAAAUACUGCACAAGAUAAGACAGAAGGCAAAAGCACAAACCAAGUAGUAGCAUUGAAAAUCAUUGUUGAUUAUCACAACUCUUUUGGAACUUAACAUUCAAGAUUUGAAUGUAUAUUACUGCAUUUCCACUGUAGGGAGAGAUGCCCUUACUGAAACCGAUACUGAUGUUUAAAAUAACAAUUUGGCCGAUGAACAAUAUAUUGGCAUUUUUAUUUGUUUUGUAGUUAAUUAUACUCUUUACUGGCCGGUAAACAAACAUAUUCAUAAUCAAAAUGCGAAUAACAACCAUUUUCAAGGCUUUUAUGUCAUCUAUGACACUUUUUCUGAGUGUGCCAGUUCACACAUCACAGAACAUGUAGCUAGUGCAGAAUUGAUUUGACUUAACAGAUACUGUAAAUAUCAGCCACUGCCUUUGGUAAAUGUCAUACAAUUUGCCGAUAGCGAUAUGUCAAAAAGGCCGAUAUCAGCCAAUACCAAUGUAAGGCUGAUGUAUUGGUGCAUCACUAGUUAUAACAAGCCAUAGCAGGCUUUGCUAAGGCUUUACAUUAAUGAAGUCUCUGUGACCUAUAUGCACUAUGCUGGAAGAAAAGGUGAUGAAAAAUUCAACUGCUUGUCUGAUCAGUAAUGGUUUCGGUGUACAUGCUAUGCACAAUGCUGUUUAAGAUGAGAUCUUGGAUAAGAAAUGAACUCAGUGGAAUUCGAGUCACCAAAAGCCUUUCCUUGUCAGAUUCCUCAGAAGGUUGAGGUUUCCUUCACAGUGUUCAAACAUUUCAGUGUUUUGCGUUGCCAUUUUUAAUUAGUUAAAUGCUUGUUUAAUGCUGUUGUAAUACAGCAUAGAAUGCAGCCACAUAGAGAUUUUUUGAUCAAAAGGGAUGGUCUCUCAAUAGUCAAGAGUGCACACUUAAAUAUUGAUGUCGGUGACUAUGGAUGUCCUAUGCUUUUUAUAAGCAGACAUUUUCAAAUUCAAUGAGUAUUUCAGUAAUGUAGCACUGUCUAGGAUGUGAAGCAGUCUUCGCAAAUGCACUGUUGUUGUUUUCUUAAGUGGCUCAAGGAGCCUUGAUAAUAUGUGAAAUCUUUUUUUCAAGGCAUCAUUUCUAGUCUGGCUAUCACCAGACAACGCUCAAUCUAUUAAGAUUGAACAUUAGUCUGGGGUGUCUGCACUGUAUUUCUACUGCACAAGAGGCAUGAUCAAUGGGCAUAGUUCAAAUGACUCCGUAAGCUUGGAUAGUCCAUCAACCAAUCAGACCAACGAUCCGGGUGCACCUGGUGGAUAAGCUAUAGUUUGUGAUUGGUUCCAGCAAACGUGGACUGGUAGCAGGAGAGAUAAAUAUGCAGGUUUCCAGCCUGAGCUGAAGUGUGAAAUCCAAUCGCUGGCAGAUCAGGUUGGUUUACCCAGGCUAGGUCGUUUCUACAUACCAUGGAAGUUACUGCUGUCUAAAUGUACUGAAUCAGGUCAGCCUUUGUGAAGUGUAUAGUGAGAGAGUUUGUAUGAGAAAGCCUGUAGGUGUUACUUUCACCCUUGUGCAAAUCAAUUGAAACAUGAACAAUAAUACUGGCUGAUGCAGUUGUAAUGGCAGUACAGACCCAAGGCCAAAUGCCAUAUUGGCAAAAGUGGAAUUAAUAUAAAUUUGUGGUUCUGGCUCCUAAAUUAAAUGGGUUCUUCCUGGAGUUAUGCCGUACCUGUCCACUAUCCGCAAGAUACUCUGGCAAUAAGCAACGAUGCAAGCUACUUUUACCUCAGGCAUCAGGGUAAGCCAAUCACAUAGGUGUAUCUGAUAUAGGUGGGCCAGAGGCGAGCUAAACUGAUGACGACAACGCUGCAUGUUAAAAGUCAGUAAACAUUGUGUUAUUCAAUUGCGUCGAAGUCCGGAAUCAGUCAAACAUUGUUCGUACGUAGUACGUAUUAUCCAAUUACGUGCAGUGAGAUUUUCAUGGAUUAUACAUUGACUUUGCAAAUGUUUUUCAGUUAUGAAGUUACAGUAAUUUCCCGCAUGUAAACCGCAUUGUGUAUAAGCCGCAGGACAGUGUUUUAUGCAAGUUAAAAGAAACAAAACCAUAUUAACACCAUAUUAACUGCCCCCCUGUAUUAACCUCAUAGCUGAAGAAAUGUUGUUAAAUCAAUGUAUAAGUCGUGGCUAAUAGUCGGGAAAUUACGGUAAUACGCGGGGUUAAUAAGGUAUUAAUAUAGCUUUGUUUCUUUCAACUUGCAUAAUAGACUGUCCUGCAGCUUAUACAAUAAGGUGGCUAAUACACAGGACAUUACUGUAACCUAUUUGGUGGUUGUAAUUAACUGAUUCAACAUUGGCAUGUGAAAAAAGAAAGAAAUUUAAUAUUACUGGUCUGGGCCUUUCAGCAUAAUGAAAUGCCAUGCGAUUGUAGGCUAAUUCAGAAGAAAUCACAUUUUACUUUGAUUCAUUUGAACAAAGGUAACUCCACAGGGAAGGUGAAAAAGAAGCAUUUUUUAGACAUAAAUUCUGUGUUAGUGAAACUUUGUUUUAAGCAACUGAAUGUGAAAAAUAUUAAAUAUGUAAUAUUUAUUGAUCUAUUUUAACAAUGAAAGAGAUGAUGUUAGUACAAGAAAUACACAGUAUUUUUUCAGCACUGUGUCUCUGAACAGUAUGUUUACAGUUAUAUGUAUGAGUGUUAAGAAACAAGUCCACUAACAAAUGUAAUGUGUGUAAGAAAAUGUGAGUACUGUAAGUGUCUAAAUAUGUAUUGCAUGAUUGAAGAGUGAUGGUCUUGGGGUUUCUCAUUUCCAUUUGAUCAGGUUGACUUAUAUUACUUUGUGUCCCCAAGUAGACAAGCUAUUCCCAUACUAAGUAACAUGUAAACCAUUUUUACAUACAUGCAGCUUGUAUUUUAACAAAAUUACUCAAAUACCAAGGCAGGGUUUCCUCAUUUAAAUCACAAAGUGAUAUGCUUAAUAACAUUUGGUGUGCAGUAUGCACAUCUGUUUUUGUAGCAGCCUAUAUUACCACUCAGCUGCCAUCCGAGUACAGAAGAGCACCAAAGAGAGAGGGAAUACAGAACAAAUAAAAAGCUUUUCUAUCUAGUGUCACCAUGCAAUAAAAUAUUACCGUAAUGUUUGGUACUUGAGUGCAUGGAGAAAGGGGACCCGGUGUAUGCACUGAAAAAUUGUGUGUGACUGUAUUUGAUGGGAGCCUGAAUGUGAGAUGAUGAGCAAUAAACAAAAUCUCCUCCAACAUCUCCUUUGGUCUCCAUCACUUCUUUAUCUUAAUUUUAGACUUCAAGGUAUGGGUUAGUAACUCUGUUACCGUUUUUGCUUAGCCUGGCUAGCGCCUACCACUUUUCAAAUGAGACGUGGUCUGGCAACCAGACGUUCAUUUUCUCGUAUUUGAAAAAAUGCCCAGAUCCGUUCAUUGGGCGUCACAGAUGUCUAUCAAAUGUGUCUGUGCAUAGCUCAUCA